AUGAAACAUAUACAUUUAUUGAAUUUAGUGGUGAUUGCUUUUUUUAGCCUGCUUAAUUUUCAUAAUGUUGACGCUGUAGAGGUUGACGACGCUGUAAAGGUUGACGACGCUGUAAAUUGCAAUGUUACAGUAGAUCGCUUCAACUACGAUCUAACAAAUCUUGAACAAGAAAAGAUAAACAGAACAACGGAUACACCACCUUCGAAAAAGGUGGAACUAUAUUACGUUAGUCCAUGUAAACCAUUAAAUGUUUCAAUAUAUGAGGAUAAAGACGACGAAGGAGAUUAUUGCGGAGAAGAUACAUAUGUCUGUCAAGUAUUAGUCUAUACUAAAGAAAAAAAAGACAAAAACGGAGAGAAAGAGGAGACCCGACUUGUCGCCGAAGUGCAACAAAUUGCGGCUAAUGAUGAAAAAAAUUUAUUAAAUGCAAGUUUUUCACUUGCAUCUCUAGAAGAUAAUGAUAAAGUUCCUCCUCUUUUGCUGACUCUGAAUGGUGGUACAGAUAAAGGAGAAUCACAUCAAGCUAAAUUUACAUUUAUUUGUAGUGAAGAGGAUUCUACACCCACGUUUAAAAGAUAUGAUAAUGGCAUAUUAGAGGUUGAAUGGAAAAUUAGCACUUGUAGCAAGAAACCGCUGGAUCCAGACGAAAACCAAGGACGUGGUUUUACGAAAUUUUUGACCAUAGUAUCUAUUCUUAUUUUGACAUAUUUGGGUAUUGGUGCUGCAUACAACUAUCAUGUCUAUCGAGCGCAAGGAUGGGACCUAAUACCAAAUAGAGAUUUUUGGCGAGAUGUACCAUAUUUGAUUUCGGAUGUACUCAAGUAUGUGGUUAGGGCUUGUCGUGGUGGACGGUCCGGUUAUUCGGGUGUCUGA
Messenger RNA from Ambispora gerdemannii, 873 nucleotides. NCBI's taxonomy places the organism in Eukaryota, Fungi, Glomeromycota, Glomeromycetes, Archaeosporales, Ambisporaceae. The record is from the annotation of a GenBank genome assembly.